Scomber japonicus (chub mackerel) is the source of this 6603-nucleotide messenger RNA. RefSeq names its product golgin subfamily B member 1. The record is from RefSeq and is a predicted model, not a curated record. NCBI's taxonomy places the organism in Eukaryota, Metazoa, Chordata, Actinopteri, Scombriformes, Scombridae. Bases 1 to 6411 code for a protein of 2136 amino acids. The transcript is spliced from 72 exons. Gene Ontology annotation, molecular function: RNA binding; protein binding.
AUGGCUGGCGGUUCUGUCUUUAUUUGGGUUGCCCUCCUCUCCUGUGGCUUCCAAGCAUCUGGCAGCAGGCAUGAUGUGAAAACUGCAGACAAUCACACAAGAAAUCCACAGCUGGACCAUAUCAUUUUUCAGAUACCAUCAGAUAUUGACGAAACAUGCCCUGGUGUGAAGGAACAACUUACGUCCCUUAACAGUCAGGCAACACGCCGCUACAACCAACUAGAUGGGGAAGCAUUUGAGCUGAGGAGCGAGGUCAGACUGCUCAAUCUGAAGCUUGCAACAUGCAGUGCGACAGCCUCAGCUAUUACUAACUCUUAUCAAGACCAGCUGUACAAUAAAAUGAAAAGGCAGCUGCAGACAUAUGAUAGCGAGACAUUUCAGAUUCUGAACUUCAUCACACUCACCAGGGAGGUGAAUGCAUUAAGGAGGAAGAUUGAAACGGCUGCUUCUAAUUCUACUCAAAGUGCUAUUGACACUACAGUACUGCAGAGACAGCUGCAAGAGAAGAUCGAUGAACUCCAGCAUAAGAAGGAGCAGAUUGAGAAAACCCUCUCAAACGCAGCACUCAUUUUUCAGAUCGUCUCACUGCAAAAUCAGAUCUGGGAUUUAGAGCAGGAAGAGUCAAGAAGAGGAGAAAUCAGUCUUCAGCCCAACCAGAGGAUGCAGGCUCUACAAGGACAACUGGACCGGCUCAUCAGUGAGCUGAGGGAAAAAGGAGACCCCAAUUCAGCUUUGCUGGAGCUGAUUUCUGUGCACAGUACGAUUACAGUGACUCAGAGGAUCCUCACUCUCCACAUUGAGAAAUCCAGAACGAAUGCUGCUGAUUACCAAAAGCAAUGGAGGCAAAAGCUUGAACUCCUUAAAAAGAAGAUUAUGCAGUUGAGCCGCGAUGAGCAUAACUCAGAACUUACCCAGGAAAUUUUGGAUCUUCAGUCUGAAGUGGACCGUCUUAGACAGUUGAUGCAAAAUGCCAAAACUGGAACUGAUUCCAGAAUUAAAGAAUUAAGAAUUUUUUUGGAUGAGAAGAAUAAACGGCUGAGAAACCUACAGGUACAGCUGGAGGAGACAGACUUUGCCCAGGCACAAAUGAUCAUGAAGAUUAUCAGCUUAAUGAAAGAGGUGAGAGAGCUACGUGAUCCUGAGCAGCAGACAACAUCAACAGGUCAAGAAACCACCCUGGAGACUUUGCUUCAAGCAAAAGAAAGGGAAUACUCCAAUGCUCUGGCUGAAAUAGACGAGCUGCAGAAGACACUGCGAUUAAAGACUGAAGAAUGCUCUGGACUUGAAGAAAGAUAUCAGCAGGCAAAGACUGAACUUGACAAAAAGAUUGCAGAACUGAACAAAACCGGAGACUCUAAAGAGGCACUGAUCCUGGCCCUGAUAAACCUGAAGAAUGACCUGAAGGCUAUAGAGGCUCUGAUCUCCAACACAGAUGACCCAGACAGGAUCACUGAGCUGAAGGGGCAACUGGAGCAGAAGCAAGACGAAGUGAUUUUUAAGACUGCAGAAAUAGAGAAAGUGUUUGCCAACCCCAGAAUAAUUUUAACAAUCAUUGAGCUGCAGGAUGAUAUACGGGACCUUCAGAAAAAGGCUGCUAAUGAGACCAAUGAUGCUGAUAUAAAAGGGUUGCAAAACAGAUUGGAUGAUCUUCUCCGUCAGAUUGAUGACAAAGAUGACGAAAACACAAAACUGAUGCUGACAAUCAUGGCGCUGCAGAUUCAAGUGGAAUAUUUGCAGAAACAGCUGUCAGAACGCCAUACGUUACAAGCAGCUCAGGUAACCGAGCUCACAACCGAGCUCACAGACAAGAGGAAAGAACUGCAGAAAUAUGUCAGUGAGCUGACUGAGAAGAAUCAGACAAAUGCUGAAUUAAUUCUGACAAUCACUGACCUGCAGAACAAACUCAGAAACCUAGGAAAAGAAAAGGGUGAUGAGGCCCAAACAACUUCUUCUAGAAUUGCUAAGCUGAAGGAACAGCUGAAGGAUAAAGAGGAGGAAUGUGAUCGUGAUCAGGCUGAGAUCGAAGCUCUGCAGAAUAAACUGAACCAGACAGAGGCGCAAUGUUCAAAUUAUGAGCAGAAACUACGAGAGCUGCAGAAGACACUGCGAUUAAAGACUGAAAAAUGCUCUGGACUUGAAGAAAGAUAUCAGCAGGCAAAGACUGAACUUGACAAGAAGAUUGCAGAACUGAACAAAGCUGGAGACUCUAAAGAGGCACUGAUCCUGGCCCUGAUAAACCUGAAGAAUGAUCUGAAGGCUAUAGAGGCUCUGAUCUCCAACACAGAUGACCCAGACAGGAUCACAGAGCUGAAGGGGCAACUGGAGCAGAAGCAAGAUGAAGUGAUUUUUAAGACUGCAGAAAUAGAGAAAGUGUUUGCCAACCCCAGAAUAAUUUUAACAAUCAUUGAGCUGCAGGAUGAUAUACGGGACCUUCAGAAAAAGGCUGCUAAUGAGACCAAUGAUGCUGAUAUAAAAGGGUUGCAAAACAGAUUGGAUGAUCUUCUCAGUCAGAUUGAUGACAAAGAUGACGAAACCACAAAACUGAUGCUGACAAUCAUGGCGCUGCAGAUUCAAGUGGAAUAUUUGCAGAAACAGCUGUCAGAACGCCAUACGUUACAAGCAGCUCAGGUAACCGAGCUCACCACCGAGCUCACAGACAAGAGGAAAGAACUGCAGAAAUAUGUCAGUGAGCUGACUGAGAAGAAUCAGACAAAUGCUGAAUUAAUUCUGACAAUCACUGACCUGCAGAACAAACUCAGAAACCUAGGAAAAGAAAAGGGUGAUGAGGCCCAAACAACUUCUUCUAGAAUUGCUAAGCUGAAGGAACAACUGAAGGAUAAAGAGGAGGAACGUGAUCGUGAUCAGGCUGAGAUCGAAGCACUGCAGAAUAAGCUGAACCAGACAGAGGCGCAAUGUUCAAAUUAUGAGCAGAAACUACGAGAUUUGCAGAAUGACCUGGAUGACAAAAUGAAGGAGCUGGAGUCCAAAUCUAACAGUGUUACUUCACUUGCUCUUCAAAUUUCCACAUUAUCCCUGCAAAUUGAGGAGCUAAAGAACCAACUAGAAAACACUGAAUCCAAAAGCAAGAUAAGAGAGCUUGAAGCAAUUAUAGAGGAGAAAAAUAAGGAGCUGGAAAAAAAGAAAGAGGAGCUGAAGGCAAGAAGUGCUCAACCACGUAGACUUCUAGAGAUUAUUGAGUUACAAACACAGAUUGAGAAACUGUCAAAUGUCGCAGCAAAUGAGUCCGAUUACUUUAAGAUUCAAGCACUCCAAGAUCAUCUGAAUCAUUUGAUUAACGGAAUUCAAGAUGAAAACAACGAGAAUACUAAACUGACAUUUCAGAUCUUGGCUCAGCAAGAUGAAAUAGCAAGACUGAAGAAGCAAGAAAAGAAGCAGAUAGAAGCAGACUUGGAGAAAAUUAAAGAGCUGGAGAACGAGCUGGACGACGUCAGGAAUCAGAUAAAAGAAAAGACAGCGCUGCUGGAAUCAAGUGAUUUGAGGGUUACUAAUCUGUCGACUCAGAUUAUGGAACUCCACAAGAAACUCAAACCACUGGAAGACCAAAUAUCAGACGUAAAAAACACAAACACAGAGAAGCUUGCAGAGAUUCAGAAGAGACUGGAGUUGACAAAGAGGCAACUGCAAGACAGUGAGCGUCAGCUCAAUGAUGCAGACGCGAAGAAUUUUAACUUGUUGAUGGAGAUUGCAGAAUUGAGAGCACAACUGAAAAAGGCUGAGAAAAAGCCACCAAAGGUGGAUGGGAACAAAAUCAAAGAACUGGAGCAACAACUACAAACACAACAAAGAGAGAAGAAGAUACUGGAACGCACAAAUAAUGCUCUGCAGAAUAAACUGAACCAAACAGAGGCACAAUGUUCAAAUUAUGAGCAGGAACUACGAGAGCUGCAGAAGACACUGCGAUUAAAGACUGAAAAAUGCUCUGGACUUGAAGAAAGAUAUCAGCAGGCAAAGACUGAACUUGACAAGAAGAUUGCAGAACUGAACAAAGCUGGAGACUCUAAAGAGGCACUGAAGCUGAAGGAACAGCUGAAGGAUAAAGAGGAGGAACACUCUCGUGAUCAGGCUGAGAUCGAAGCACUGCAGAAUAAGCUGAACCAGACAGAGGCGCAAUGUUCAAAUUAUGAGCAGAAACUACGAGAUUUGCAGAAUGACCUGGAUGACAAAAUGAAGGAGCUGGAGUCCAAAUCUAACAGUGUUACUUCACUUGCUCUUCAAAUUUCCACAUUAUCCCUGCAAAUUGAGGAGCUAAAGAACCAACUAGAAAACACUGAAUCCAAAAGCAAGAUAAGAGAGCUUGAAGCAAUUAUAGAGGAGAAGAAUAAGGAGCUGGAAAAAAAGAAAGAGGAGCUGAAGGCAAGAAGUGCUCAACCACGUAGACUUCUACAGAUUAUUGCGUUACAAACACAGAUUGAGAAACUGUCAAAUGUCGCAGCAAAUGAGUCCGAUUACUUUAAGAUUCAAGCACUCCAAGAUCAUCUGAAUCAUUUGAUUAACGGAAUUCAAGAUGAAAACAACGAGAAUACUAAACUGACAUUUCAGAUCUUGGCUCAGCAAGAUGAAAUAGCAAGACUGAAGAAGCAAGAAAAGAAGCAGAUAGAAGCAGACUUGGAGAAAAUUAAAGAGCUGGAGAACGAGCUGGACGACGUCAGGAAUCAGAUAAAAGAAAAGACAGCGCUGCUGGAAUCAAGUGAUUUGAGGGUUACUAAUCUGUCGACUCAGAUUAUGGAACUCCACAAGAAACUCAAACCACUGGAAGACCAAAUAUCAGACGUAAAAAACACAAACACAGAGAAGCUUGCAGAGAUUCAGAAGAGACUGGAGUUGACAAAGAGGCAACUGCAAGACAGUGAGCGUCAGCUCAAUGAUGCAGACGCGAAGAAUUUUAACUUGUUGAUGGAGAUUGCAGAAUUGAGAGCACAACUGAAAAAGGCUGAGAAAAAGCCACCAAAGGUGGAUGGGAACAAAAUCAAAGAACUGGAGCAACAACUACAAACACAACAAAGAGAGAAGAAGAUACUGGAAAGCACAAAUAAUGACCUAAAGGAAGAUGUCAAAGAACUAAAAAUGUGCUGCAGUGAUGUCAACACCCAGUGUGAAGAUUUACAGAAACAGCUGCAACAGAGCCAGGAGGAUACGGAUCGCCUGCAGCAGCGUUUGAAAGACAAGGAUGCCGAGCUCGCACAGCUUCGAGAAGAGAAGGAUGCAGAGCUCGCACAGCAGAAGGAUGCAGAGCUCGCAAAGCUGCGGCAAGAGAAGGAUGCAGAGCUCGCACAGCUGCGGCAAGAGAAGGAUGCAGAGCUCGCACAGCUGCGGCAAGAGAAGGAUGCAGAGCUCGCACAGCAGAAGGAUGCAGAGCUCGCACAGCUGCGGCAAGAGAAGGAUGCAGAGCUCGCACAGCUGCAGAAGGAGUUAGAAAAACAGGCGAGAGAGAAUAACAAACUGGAGCAGGAAAAUAGCGAUUUACAGAGACAGCUGCGACAGACCGACAGCAAUGCUGAUUGCCUGCUGCAGCUGCAAGACAAGGAUACCAUAAUCACCCAGCUGCAUAAGGAGUUGGAAAACCAGACGAACGAAUAUGACCAACUGCUGCAGGAAAUUUGCGAUUUAAAGAGACAGCUGCGACAGAGCGAUAGCAAUGCUGAUUGCCUGCUGCAGCUGCAAGACAAGGAUACCAUAAUCACCCAGCUGCAGCAGGAGUUGGAAAACCAGGCGAACGAGCAUAACCAACUACAGCUGGAAUAUAGUGAACUGGAAAAUGAGAAGAAAAAACUCUCAGACUCGCUGGAAGAACUUAGAAACCAACUGGAUGAUGUUGAGGAUAAAACUAUCCAUCCCAGGAGUGUGACCUUCGAUCCAGACACAGCACACGCAAGAAUACUUUUGUCAGCAGGUAACACUGAGAUGUCCACUGCUACUCGAGAACAAAAUGUCCCUAACCUUCCGGGCCGGUUUGACGUGGCUCUUGCUGCCCUGGGCUCGCCUGGCUUCUCAUCUGGCAGGCAGUACUGGGAGGUGUCUAUAGCUGGGAGGCUUUGUUUCCAAAUUGGGAUGGCCAGUGAAUCUUCUCCCAGAAAGGGAGCAUUAUCAUUCCAUCCUUCGACCGGUUACUGGACUAUAGUCCUAAACAAGCAGGGCGUCUACAAAGCUUUUGAUAAGAGAGUUGUCACUCUUCGUGUUCGGACACACCCUAUUACAUUCGGUAUUCUGCUUGACUACAAGAAGGGCCAAAUCUCUUUCUAUGAUGCUGGUGCCAGAUCUCAUUUGUACACAUUUACGGGUCAGAGGUUUACAGACAAAAUCUAUCCAUUUGUCCUUUAUUGUGUUGAGGAACAUGAUAAUCGAUCUCCAAUAAGUUUGCUUCCUCCUGCAUCAAUUGACUGGAUAAAUUAGGAAAGGCGACAGGUUAUGUUUGUACUAUCUGUCCAAUCUUAUUCAUGUGACUCAUUUAUGAUGAUCUCAGUAGGCUACAUGAUACAUAAUCUCUGUAACUGUACAAUAUGUCAUACACAGACCUCUGUUAAUUCUGUUUCACACAAUAAAACAACACCUUUAUCGAUAGAGAUUUCUCGGCAUACAUCUUGA